Momordica charantia (bitter melon) is the source of this 2031-nucleotide messenger RNA. Its product is annotated as internal alternative NAD(P)H-ubiquinone oxidoreductase A2, mitochondrial. NCBI's taxonomy places the organism in Eukaryota, Viridiplantae, Streptophyta, Magnoliopsida, Cucurbitales, Cucurbitaceae. Gene Ontology annotation, molecular function: NADH dehydrogenase activity. The record is from RefSeq and is a predicted model, not a curated record. Gene Ontology annotation, cellular component: mitochondrion.
CCCAAAAGCGGCUUCUUCUUAAAAGGCCUCUCCACGGUCCUGGGAUUUGCUCGCCUCUUGCUCCAGAUCCCAUUACGAGUUUACAACUACAUCAUCUGAAAAGGCAAAUUAGGAGUACGGAAUUUGGGUUCCAUUCCAAUAGAACAGGAAGGAAUUACCAAAUCUUGUUGUGAAGAUGGUUUUUGCAAGGAUUGCCAGUAAAGGACUGAGAAUGUCCGGAACCACGUUCGGUAUGCAAUCGUGUCUCAAGGAUACGUAUUGCCCCGGAGCAUCAACGUAUAAAUGUUUCAUCCAACCAUUAAAUAAUGUCACUAGAAAUGGCAAUAUGUUGAACCUUCCUCACAUGGCAAGGGUGAAUCACAUGGAAUUUUGGAACAGGGGAAUAAGAACAACGCCGCAGCACCAGUUUCCUUCAGCCGAAAGGGUUGUAGAGGAGUCUGAUUUGGAGUGUGAUGAGCCAACUUUUUGGCCUGGACUGGAAGCAACCAAGCCAGGGGAAAAGCCGAGGGUGGUCGUCCUCGGUACUGGCUGGGCUGCGUGUCGAUUCCUCAAGGGGCUCGACACCAAGGUCUAUGAUGUUGUUUGCAUAUCACCUAGGAAUCAUAUGGUGUUUACUCCUCUUCUUGCUUCAACUUGUGUUGGAACCUUGGAAUUUCGGUCGGUAGCCGAGCCUGUCAGCAUGAUGCAAACGGCUUUAGCAAGGGAUCCCAAUUCUUACUUUUAUCUGGCUUCUUGCAGGGGCAUUGAUACAAACAAGCACGAGGUGUUCUGUGAGACUGUUAGUAAGGGUGGACUACCUCAGGAGCCUUACCAAUUUAGAGUUGCUUAUGAUAAGCUUGUGAUUGCUGCUGGAGCUGAGCCCUUGACUUUUGGUAUCAAGGGAGUGAAGGAACACGCCUUUUUCCUCCGCGAAGUAAAUCAUGCUCAAGAAAUAAGGAAAAAGCUUCUUUUGAAUCUAAUGCUCUCUGAAAAUCCAGGUAUAUCAGAGGAAGAGAAGAAGCGUCUUCUUCACUGUGUCGUUAUCGGGGGUGGUCCAACAGGUGUCGAGUUUAGUGGUGAAUUGAGCGACUUCAUCAUGAGGGACGUUCGAGAUCGCCAUACUCAUGUCAAAGACGACAUUAAAGUUACACUAAUUGAGGCAAAUGAGAUUCUAUCGUCUUUCGAUGUCGGGCUACGGGAAUAUGCAACAAAGCACCUGACCAAGUGUGGUGUUCGCUUAAUGCGGGGUGUCGUAAAGGAAGUACAUUCCAAGAAGAUAGUUCUCAGUGAUGGGACUGAUGUUCCAUAUGGCCUCUUGGUCUGGUCUACGGGCGUCGGUCCCUCUGAAUUCGUGAAAUCACUUCAUCUUCCAAAGGCCCCUGGUGGAAGGAUUGGCGUGGAUGGAUGGCUGCGAGUUCCUUCCGUGGAAGAUGUUUUUGCACUUGGGGAUUGCGCUGGCUUUCUUGAACAAACAGGAAGACCAGUUCUUCCUGCUCUAGCCCAGGUUGCAGAAAGGGAAGGGAAGUAUCUAGUAGAGCUGUUCAACAGAAUUGGAAAACAGAAUGGAGGCAAGGCCUCGAGUGCAAAGGACAUUCCUUUGGGCAACCCUUUUGAAUAUAAACAUCUGGGAAGCAUGGCAUCUGUCGGCCGUUACAAAGCUCUCGUCGAUCUACGCCAGUCAAAGGAUGCGAAAGGCAUAUCAAUGGCAGGGUUCGUCAGCUGGUUCAUAUGGCGAUCUGCUUAUCUCACUCGUGUAAUCAGCUGGAGAAACAGGUUCUAUGUGGCUGUGAACUGGGCUACCACUCUUGUCUUUGGCAGAGACAACUCUCGGAUUGGUUAAGGUUGAAGCCAACACAAACAAAUCAAAUCACCAACACGAACACGAACACGGAGUUUUCCCCAUACCCAUUUUUCGAGUAUUCACAAAAGUUUUGAUUCUUUCAUUGUUUGAUCUUUUCUCCCAAUUCAUACAGAGAGAGAAUUUUGAAAGGCUAUGUAAGAAUUGCAAUAAAUAGUUGAAAAAAGCAAAUAUAAUAGUAUUUAUAUUGGUGG